AUUUAAUAUACUUUUUACAGACACAGCCAGAGCACUGAGAGAUAUCCGGUAUUGAUGUAACUGGAGUGAAUAAGGGAACCUUCUUCCUGAGCACAGACAUUGGAGCCUGUUAUCAGCAUGAACUCAUAUGUGUUAGACAAUCACUUGAAUAGUUCAUACCCAUCCUUCACUACAGGAAGCAUCAGAAUGAUACCGCAAACUCCAAAAGUCUUAGACACUAAUGACUAUUUACAAACAUUGGGGAUAUCACAGCAGAUAUUUAAAGGAGAUGGAGAAUUGGCAGGAAUUGGGCAGCAAUCAUUAUGUACAGAGAGCAAUUUAGUAAUCAAACAAGAGGACAACAUUUAUGCCUUAUCUAGUGAAAUGAUUAUCCCAGAGGAUAAACCACACACAUUUACUGAGUUUUCAAUACAUUUAAAGGAAGGGAGAAGUCUACAGUCUAACCAAAUGAUUCAUACAGAGAAACCAUUCCAAUGUACAGAAUGUGAGAAAAGCUUCACAUGCAAUUUGCAUCUCCUUGAACACCACACAGUUCACACAGUUGUGAAACCUCACACAUGUGCAGAUUGUGGGAGAUGUUUCGCAUCUAGAGGAAGCCUUAUGUAUCACAAAAAGACCCACACAGGGGAGAAACCUUUCACAUGUAAUGAGUGUGGGAGAUGUUUCACAUCCAAGGGAAAUCUCAUAUCUCAUGAAAAGACCCACACAGGGGAGAAACCUUUCACGUGUACAGAGUGUGGGAAAUGUUUUAAAGAAAAGAGUAAUCUGAAAUAUCAUGAAAGAAGUCACACAGGAGAAAAACCUUUUACAUGUACAGAGUGUGGAAAGGGAUUUAGAGAAAAGAAGAAACUGAACAUUCAUGAAAGGAUUCACACAGGGGAAAAACCUUUCACAUGUACAGAGUGUGGAAAAAGUUUUACACAAAAGAGUAAUCUGAAAACUCAUGAAAGGAGUCACACAGGAGAAAAGCCUUUCACAUGUACAGAGUGUGGAAAAGGUUUUACAGAAAAGAGUAAUCUGAAAUAUCAUGAAAGGAGUCAUACAGGAGAAACACCUUUCACAUGUACAGAGUGUGGAAAGGGAUUUAGAGAAAAGAAGAAACUGAACAUUCAUGAAAGCAUUCACACAGGGGAAAAACCUUUCACAUGUACAGAGUGUGGAAAAUGUUUUACACAAAUGGAUCAUCUAAAAACUCAUGAAAGGAUUCACACAGGAGAAAAGCCUUUCACAUGUACAGAGUGUGGAAAAAGUUUUACACAAAAGAAUAAUCUGAAAAGUCAUGAAAGGAGUCACACGGGAGAAAACUGUUUCAUAUGUAAUGAGUGUGGAAAAAGUUUUACACAAAUGAGUAGUCUGAAAACUCAUGAAAGAAUUCACACAGGAGAAAAGCCUUUCACAUGUACAGAGUGUAAAAAAAGUUUUACACAAAUAAUUCAUCUGAAAAAUCAUGAAAGGAUUCACACAGGAGAAAAAACUUUCACAUGUUUAUAAAGUGGAAAAAGGUAUCGUAUGCCAGUCAGGUAUCGCAAAACACCAAAUAUUUACUCACAAAAUAAAAUUUAUAUAUAAUAGAACAGAUCACUCAUUAAACAAAUAUAAACGGUUAUAGUUAUAUCUGCAUCUUUAAGAACAUUUAUGUCAGUGACAUUAUAGAGAAGGAGCAAUCCCUAUUGGGCUGAGAAGGAGGGUAAAAAAUACUACUCCCCCCUCUGUCCUUUUAGACAGACCAUGUCUAACAACUGCCUAACCUCACCCCUUGACCUGGUUCAUUAUUCAGAACACUGGCAACUCCACCUUCCCCUGCCCUGACCUCACUCAUGGAACACCCACAAAUCACCCAGUAUUUCCCACCCUAGAAUCACCACUGAUUUGUGUGCUUAAUUUUACAGUGAGUAUUAUGAAACUAAUAACUUUUUGGCUGUUUAUAUAAAUAGAAGAACCACAGCUGAAAGCUAAAGAUUCUCAUAAUGUCACUGCUUCUUGCCCUCUCAAAACAUCUCACACUGAUGAUUAGUCUGUGAGGAAUAAGACAUCAUGUUCUCACCCAACUGGAUGAGCAUGACCCAGAGAGGGCUGUAUUUGCAUUUGCUUGUGCAAUGUUAAAUGAGGAUGGUUGAUGCCACCACUCUUGCCCAUAAUACAGAUGUACUUGUUUCCUGGCUGAGAACAUUAUCCAUACACACCUUGUUUAAUGUGGCCCUGUAACUUGUUUUCCUCAAUAAUCAGUAAUUUAGUUUACUAUGAUGAAGUAAUGUUUACAUUCUAUGUCAUCCUUUUUAAUUUGUGAUUUACAGGUAAAUAAUUUUAAAAAUACAAAACAGAAGACAUUUUUGAGUAUAAAAAUGUUUUUUUAUUGAGAUAUUAUAAAUGAAUAAACAUUCUUAUUUUU
This is a messenger RNA of Bombina bombina (fire-bellied toad), 2389 nucleotides long. Its product is annotated as gastrula zinc finger protein XlCGF26.1-like. The coding region runs from base 118 to 1491 and encodes 457 amino acids. Gene Ontology annotation, biological process: regulation of transcription by RNA polymerase II. The record is from RefSeq and is a predicted model, not a curated record. Lineage: Eukaryota; Metazoa; Chordata; Amphibia; Anura; Bombinatoridae. Gene Ontology annotation, molecular function: RNA polymerase II cis-regulatory region sequence-specific DNA binding; DNA-binding transcription factor activity. The transcript is spliced from 2 exons.